AUGAAGACAGGGAGAACCACUGUGAAGCUGUCAGACAAUGACAAGCUAUCUGUGGAAGUUGGAGACAGUGGAAGGGAUGCUGGUAAUGGGAUGUGUGAAGGGGAGAUAGGAAGAGACAGAGCAAUGCUGGGUGGGGCCAUGAGCAGUGGUGUAGAUGGCAGGGGAGUAGAGGCAGCAUGUGAUGGAGACAGCAAAGACAAAGAUGAAGAUAACAGCAAUGACAACAAUGUCACAGGUGGAGGGUUAUUCCCUCGACUACAGGUAGUCAAGGGUAUGGGGAUGGAGGGAACACAAUGGGAUGGCAGUUUGGCACCUCUAGCAGGCAUCAACAUGCACUAUGGCAUGCUCAAAAAAAGUGGAACUCACCACUGUGGGCUGCACAACAAUGACAGAACAUGGACAGGCAUGUGGGGAUUAGACAAUCAAGUAUAUAUGCCUAAUACAAGAUGCUCAACAGAGCAAGUGAGAGGAAAGAGGGAAAAAGAAGAGAUGACCUGCACAUACAUGCAGCACCAGUAUAUAUACCCCCAGGGUCCAAACAGCACAACACAGCAGGAGGGAUCCACAUGCCCAGACAAGGGUGCAAUCAAGGGAAUAGGAGAUGUGACGAUGUGAAGCAAUAGCAUGAAUGGUGCAUGAGUGGCAAGUGGUAAGUGGUAAGGUAAGCAUAUGCUUACAGCACAGUGGCCCCAAUGAGCUGGACAGCUGAGGGUUAUGGGAUUGCAAUUGACACCGUCACCUCACAAUUGCUUUGUGAGCUCAACCCUCCAAAAGAAGUUUCCAAGGAGGCCGGAUACUAAAAUGCACAAGUGUCGC
Messenger RNA from Pisolithus orientalis, 816 nucleotides. RefSeq lists its product as uncharacterized. The transcript has 2 exons. The coding region runs from base 1 to 615 and encodes 204 amino acids. NCBI's taxonomy places the organism in Eukaryota, Fungi, Basidiomycota, Agaricomycetes, Boletales, Pisolithaceae. The record is from RefSeq and is a predicted model, not a curated record.